AAGCAGGGGAAUGAGGAACAACAAAGUGAUAAAAUGAAAGACGUGGGAGGGAGGAACCGAGCGAGAGGGGUAUAAAACACCUCUCACCCCUGUCUUCCUCACUCCUUCUUUCCGUCACUCAAGUGCCUCUUUCUUGGAACUCGUCGCAGUCUGCCACCAUGUCCUGCCGUGAUCCUUCUCAACUCCAGGCAGCCAUGGGCAUGCUCAUUACAACCUUCCACAAAUACUCCGGAAAGGAAGGCGACAAGUUAACCCUCAGCAAGGGUGAACUGAAGGAUCUCUUUGAAAAUGAGUUGGGGGGAAUGUUAGGGAACACCAAGGAUAAGAACGCAGUGGACAAGAUAUUUAAGGAUCUGGAUGCCAAUGCGGAUGGGACAGUGGACUUCCAGGAGUACGUCACUCUGGUUGCCUGCCUCACCAUGGUAUGCAACGAUUUCUUCACUAAGAAAUAGACCACAGAGGAUCGACAGACAAAAGACCUAUAUGAAAUCUGGAAACAUGCAUAAACUUGUUUUUCCAAAGAAAGUUUGCUACAGUUAUUAAACUGUUUUGAUAUGUUUUAAACAAAA
Brienomyrus brachyistius is the source of this 569-nucleotide messenger RNA. RefSeq names its product ictacalcin-like. Bases 159 to 452 code for a protein of 97 amino acids. NCBI's taxonomy places the organism in Eukaryota, Metazoa, Chordata, Actinopteri, Osteoglossiformes, Mormyridae. The transcript is spliced from 3 exons. Gene Ontology annotation, molecular function: calcium ion binding; transition metal ion binding. The record is from RefSeq and is a predicted model, not a curated record.